AUGUAUAAGCGGUUAUACCACUCUCCACUCUCAUGUGGAUCCUUUGCACAUCUACCUUUCCAUUUUUUAGUAUUUUUACAGCUCCUCAUCACAUCUAAUGGAUUACAUUUCUCUAUAAAUCCUCCUGGCUCUUCAGCCUUUUUUAUGCACUCGGAAACAGCUGGCGGCGGAAAUUUUUCUCAUCGUCUCCUUUAUCUGCAAAAUGACUGUCCUUCCUCAACUGAUCAGCAACUUGUUGUUUCGAGUGGAAAUCGAGCUGAAUCCGUUCACUUGUUUCCUGCUAUUAUUCAAAACUUGCAUUGUGCUGUAAGCGUCAAGUUGGUGCAAGAUAUAGUGAAGCUGGACAGACCUUAUGUAGAUGUACUGGCAGUAGCAGAUCUGUCUGUUUUGAGUUUUAUCAAGCAAACAGCUUGCGUAGCCAUUCAAAUUACAAAUUCUGCAAGCGAGAUCGUUACAUCACAAUGUCAGCUGUCGCCGUUCGAAGAAGGACGUCAGCAAUGCUUAUCACGUAUUCAAAUUCCUUAUUCUUGGUUUGGCUCAGUAGGAGGUUCAGCUAACUUAUCUUCCCCUUCUAAUAUCACCCGCCAGGUUUUGCAAAUGUCUUAUACUGUGUCAAGUACAUGCAAUAUACCAUUCUAUGACCGUCCUCAGCAAUCAAUUAGUCUCGUUCCAUUUGUGGAAAAUGCUCAAGCUCACACUCUAGUCAAGAACAAGGAAGCCGAUCUCUCCUUAUUAUCAAGAGCCAAUAUAACUUUAAAUCUUCGAUCACUCAAUUCUUUUUUCGUUCAUCUAUCUUUCACCAACUCAUCAGCUAGUGUAUUGACGUCAUUGGAGAUAAGGUUAUAUCUGGAUGCCAGAGUUGAUUUAAUCUCAGUUUCUGGAUUGUCGAGGGAUACUUGGUCAAUCAGAGCUUCUACAGCUCCUCGACCCGAUGUCUAUACUUCAAUCAUCUGUCUCCCGCGCACCAACAUUACGAAAUGGGAUGGUUAUUUGUUUUCUCUAUUGAUCAAAAUGAAAGGAGCAGUUACGGAAAACAAAAAGCUCGAAAGAGGUGAAGAUGGUGCAGAUGCAGUUCUUCAUUGGGAAAUUCGUAUGGCCACAUAUAAUGCGACUGAGAAUUCGUCAGACAACUCCACAGAGAAAACAAUCGUAGAAAGAGUAGCUACCAAGUUUGGCGUUACCCCGGACUCAGUUUAUGCUCUAGUUCCAGUCGCUAAAAGUACGGAUAUAGUCAAUACAGGGAUUCUGUCUGGCAGACAAUCAGCCACAAGCAUGAGGGUGUAUACUGUUUCUCUGGGAGGGACUGUGAAAGAUGUAACAUCGCAAUCUCAUUGCAUCUCUGCUGAAUCCAAAGUUUUGAAAACAAGCCCUACAUGCACAACUGUUUAUGUUGACGGCUCAGAGAUGAGAGGAAUAGCUCACAUUCGCGUUCAUGUGCAUUUCGAUCGUUGGACAACAAGUAUAGGAUUCACUGUUUGGUAUCCGAGACUGCCUAUUGUGUUGUGGGUGAGGGAUAGCACGUUGAAUGCGAUAGAUUCAUGGCCUGUGGCUAAAUUACGCGAGCUAAAGGAAAAUGCAAAACAACGUCGAAGAGCAGCCAAACAGUUUUCUUGUACUAGUCGUUAUCAACAGACAGAGUUGAUUGUGCUCGCUUCUUUCGUUGUAACAGAUGAAAGAACAGGCGAGAGAAUGUAUUUAAGUGGCAAUAGGGAAAUUUCUUUUGAUGUUACAGCUUUAGCAGCUGAAAGCAUUCAAAGCUUGGACCGAUCCAUUGCCACCGUGAGACAUGUCAAUCGUCGCAUUUUAAUUCAAGCGACUGGUCCAGGCUCAACAAGAGUUGUCUUGAAACGACAAGGAAUUGAGUAUGGAGGAGUCCCAUUGAUUGUUACCGACGAGAAAGUCUCCUUGGAUCAUCUGUCAGCUUUACCCAUUGUAGAGAUGAACAUCAACGUCGAACGAAUGGCUGGAAAGCGGAAGAACUAUCAUGUUCAAACAGAUUUAGAAACAGCCUUCACUCAUCGCUUCCAACAUGGCUCUCUUUUCUAUCAAUUGCAUUAUUCUGAUGACACUAUGGAACCACUUGACGACGUCAUCACUUCCGAUUAUAACUUCCGAGCUCUGUCAAUGGAUGAACGAGUUGUGGGGUUAAGUCACAAGUCGGGGAGCGCUGUGGAUCUUAUCGCUCUGGAUGACCUACGAGAUCCUUCGGUAGAGUUGGAGCUCCGAGCACCUCCGCAUUGUUCUGAAUCUGAUGCACCUCCUUUGGCAGCUACUGUUGUUCCUCUUCAAGUACAUUUCGAUGAUAUGGAUUCUAGUAGAUUAGCGGUAGCUAGAGUCCUAGCUGCUUUCAACAGCACUUCACCAAGCUUGCCACCAGUUGAAACUUCUCCUUGGAGGAUGGACACUAUCCUGAUCAUUGUUGUGUUUGUGAUUGCCCUCAUUGCCUCUCUUCGAUAUAUUGGUAAGAGGGCGAAGGAUUUCAGAGGCUAUGAGAAUGGCGAAGGUCGGGAUGAAGAUACCAAAGAAUGGGUUUGGUUGAGCAAGCCGAGAAUAGACAGCAAUAGUAUCGGCUCGAGGUACUCUCAGAAAUCAACAAUAAAUGUGCCGGAACAAUCAUCACCCUCAUACGAUGAGAAUACUCACACGAGUAUCUCCUAUCGCGGUUCCGAAAUUAGCGUCUUCAUCUCUCCCACGCCAGUUAUCACUGUUCAUGCAGAUCGCCAAGCAGGAGGAAGUUGGCGUUCGAACAAUGGGAGAUCUAGAACUAGAGCUGCUCGUCAUGCUCUAGUAGAUUCAUCAUCAGAUCACAACUUAGCUCGAGUAGUCGCUCGUAGUGGUUCUUGGAGAGAAGAAUCCUAUCCGUGGCCUAAUAACUCAUGGAGUUCCAAACGAAGGCCUCCUCCCAAUUAUUAUGGGAUGAGGGAGAGCGUUGCAUGA
Molecule: messenger RNA, 2937 nt
Organism: Auanema sp. JU1783
Lineage: Eukaryota; Metazoa; Nematoda; Chromadorea; Rhabditida; Rhabditidae
Source: the annotation of a GenBank genome assembly